Cimex lectularius (bed bug) is the source of this 1172-nucleotide messenger RNA. Its product is annotated as phosphatidylinositol 4,5-bisphosphate 5-phosphatase A-like. Gene Ontology annotation, biological process: phosphatidylinositol dephosphorylation. Gene Ontology annotation, cellular component: ruffle; cytoplasm; plasma membrane. NCBI's taxonomy places the organism in Eukaryota, Metazoa, Arthropoda, Insecta, Hemiptera, Cimicidae. Gene Ontology annotation, molecular function: phosphatidylinositol-4,5-bisphosphate 5-phosphatase activity. The transcript has 4 exons. The coding region runs from base 167 to 1144 and encodes 325 amino acids. The record is from RefSeq and is a predicted model, not a curated record.
GUCGCUCCCACUUUGACGCAAUGCGAAGGAGUCCGCGGGUCGUCACAGUGGUCAUCGCAUUUCAACAUAUUUCAACGUCCGUCCGGAUCCGAUCGGAAAACUCAGCCGAAUACGAAAAUCCGGGCCGUUUUCGAAUUUCCCGGCCGAACCCGGGUGCAAUUCCACGAUGAUCUUGAGGACCGUCGUCAUCGCGGUUGUCCUCGGUGCAGCAAUCAUCGGCGUCCUGUCCACAGACCUGAGACAAUUCAAGAUUCACAUAGCAACUUGGAACGUGAACGGCCAAUACCCACCGGAGAAGAUUGACCGACUGCUCGGCUUAGAGGCGAUUAAAGAAAGCGGCAAACCGGACUUGGUCAUAGUUGGAAUCCAGGAGAUAUCCGUUUCUGUGCGGGACUACUUGUCAAACUUGGUCUCGGGGAACAAAUGGUCGGGAGUGAUCACAAACACUCUCUUGGAACAUGAUUAUUUCAAGGUGAAUUCUUUUACGAUGAUCGGCAUCGGUCUGUACGUGUUCGCCCUGUCCAAACACCAGUACGCCCUCGACGUGACGAGCGUCGAGGAGAUCAAAGUGAGGACCGGCUUCGGCGGGACCCUGGGCAACAAGGGUGCCCUCGUCCUCAACUUCCGUUGGUUCGAGACCGACUUCUCCGUCAUCAACGCCCACCUCCCGGCCCACGACGACGGCAACGCGAAGAGGAUCGAGGACUUCAAGACGAUCGACUCGUCCCGGAAAAGUUCCUGCAGGAAGCCGGCCGACUUCCUAUUCUGGCUGGGCGAUCUCAACUUCCGGCUGGACGACCUGGAAAGCCUCGACGCCAACAGGAUACAGCACAUGCUCGCCAAAGGACAAUCGGCGGCCCUGUUGGAGAAGGACCAGCUGAAGACGGCACAAAAGGAAGGGGCUGCGUUCGUCGGCUGGGCCGAGGACGAGAUCUCUUUCAAGCCCACUUUCAAAAUGGUACCGCGAACCGGACGGUUCAACUUGAAAAGGAGGCCUUCCUGGACGGACCGCAUCCUGUACAAGUCCGACAGCCUGAGGAACAUAACCCAAAUCUCCUACGAAAGUUUGACCGACUACGUCCUCAGCGACCACACUCCCGUCAUCGCUCAAUUUUACAUCACGUUGGAUACUGAUCGAUUCUAACUUGUUAAUAAAAUUACACUUUUAUUUA